Abrus precatorius (Indian licorice) is the source of this 1628-nucleotide messenger RNA. RefSeq names its product polyadenylate-binding protein RBP45. The transcript has 6 exons. Gene Ontology annotation, cellular component: cytosol. The coding region runs from base 146 to 1348 and encodes 400 amino acids. Gene Ontology annotation, molecular function: mRNA binding. NCBI's taxonomy places the organism in Eukaryota, Viridiplantae, Streptophyta, Magnoliopsida, Fabales, Fabaceae. The record is from RefSeq and is a predicted model, not a curated record.
GAAAAACACGCCUCGCGGUUAGGGUUUGAGUCUGAACCACUCUUUUAAGCGGAGUCUCACAUUCUCUUCCUUCUAUUUGUCCCUCUCUCUCUCUCUCUCUUCUUCUUCUUCUCUGUGAAUUUGUGGAAUUUGAGAUUGAGCAAAGAUGAUGCAACCUGGACCUGGCAUGGCUCCACCAAGCAUGGCUCAACAACCCAACCAGCAAUACCCACAACAGCAGCAGCAGCAACAACAACCACCCUACAUGAUGAUGCCGCCGCAGCCGCAGCCCCCUCCCAUGUGGGCCCCAUUGGCUCAACCUCCGCCUCAAUCGGUGGCUCCUCAGCAACCCACCAGCGCCGAUGAGGUCCGCACCCUCUGGAUCGGCGAUUUGCAGUACUGGAUGGACGAAAAUUAUCUCUACACCUGUUUCGCCCACACCGGCGAGGUGGCCUCUGUGAAAGUCAUUCGGAAUAAGCAAACCAGUCAAUCCGAAGGUUAUGGUUUUAUUGAGUUUACUAGUCGUGCUGGGGCUGAGAGAAUACUUCAGACAUAUAAUGGCACCAUUAUGCCAAAUGGCGGGCAGAACUUCAGAUUGAACUGGGCAACAUUUAGUGCGGGCGAGAGGCGUCACGAUGACAGCCCAGAUUACACAAUAUUUGUUGGAGACCUGGCGGCUGAUGUUACAGAUUAUCAUCUGCAAGAGACAUUUCGAGCUCGGUUUCCCUCUGUUAAGGGGGCCAAAGUUGUGAUUGAUAGGCUCACCGGCCGGACAAAAGGUUAUGGAUUUGUUAGGUUUGGAGAUGAGAGUGAACAAGUAAGAGCUAUGACCGAAAUGCAAGGGGUUCUCUGUUCAACGAGGCCCAUGCGUAUUGGACCUGCCUCUAAUAAAAACCCUAGCACUCAGUCAAAAGCAUCGUAUCAGAAUCCUCAAGGGGCACAAAACGAGAAUGAUCCAAAUAAUACCACUAUUUUUGUUGGCAAUUUGGAUCCUAAUGUCACAGAUGACCAUUUGAGACAAGUUUUUGGGCAGUAUGGAGAAUUAGUUCAUGUGAAGAUUCCAGCUGGCAAGAGAUGUGGAUUUGUCCAAUUUGCCGAUAGGAGCUGUGCAGAAGAGGCACUGCGGGUUUUAAAUGGCACACUUUUAGGUGGACAAAAUGUUCGGCUUUCAUGGGGCCGAAGUCCAUCAAACAAACAGGCUCAACCAGAUCCAAACCAGUGGAAUGGUAGUGGAUAUUAUGGAUAUGCUCAGGGUUAUGAAAAUUAUGGUUAUGCUCCUACUGGACAGGACCCCAAUAUGUAUGGCAGUUAUCCUGGCUAUGCCAAUUACCAACCUCCACAGCAACAGCAGCAAAUAGGAUAUAGCUAAGAAGCUCCCAAUUUUUCCGUUUUCUUCUGUAAUCCUAUCUAUGGUACUUGCUUUGGUUGCUGCUUUUUCUUGUCUCGUGGAAAACAAACUUUGCACCUUUUUUUAUGGUACUCUUUUUAGUUACUUAUGAUUGCUAUUAACAUUAAUAUUCUAUGCAACUUUAUUUUGUAACCUUAAAAAAUCGCUUGCUGAAUACCUUGAUGUUUAUAUAUUUUUGACGAACCGAUCCACAUCCGAUAUCUUGUAAUAAUUGUGUUAUGUAUAAUUUUGGUGUUUAUCC